Haliotis rubra (blacklip abalone) is the source of this 4153-nucleotide messenger RNA. RefSeq lists its product as uncharacterized. Gene Ontology annotation, biological process: regulation of transcription by RNA polymerase II. Gene Ontology annotation, molecular function: RNA polymerase II cis-regulatory region sequence-specific DNA binding; DNA-binding transcription factor activity; protein binding. The record is from RefSeq and is a predicted model, not a curated record. Lineage: Eukaryota; Metazoa; Mollusca; Gastropoda; Lepetellida; Haliotidae.
CUGCAUUGCAUCUCAAAUGUGCUCAAGCUUAGCGUGAAAAACACUAUUUUAUUUGUCAUUUGAAAAAAAACUGCACCAAGAGGUUUACAUUCAAUCUGACAACACAAAUUCAAUUUUGUGUGAAAAUGAGAACUAGAUACAUCGUGAAGUUGUGAUUAUGUUUUCUUUGCAAAUCCACUUUUGUAUUUGAUUAUCACUUCAUCUUUGCAAGACAAAAUGUGAUGAAGCAUAACAACAACCGACGUUUGUUGCGCGUUAAUGUUCCUAAAUCUCUAAUAUUGGUGAUAUUGGAAAUGGUUUGUUUAUAAACACUGAUUACUCCCCCCGAUCAACUUCCGUAGUUCCACUUCCGGUAUGAGGGUGGCGUUUCAGAAGUAUGAAAUCGUCAACUAUGACUGUGACAACAGACACUGUAGGACUGUGCAAGGUCAUAAAAAAUAAGUGCAUUUGACAGAGAUAAGCCCGGCACACAGACCAGAGGUGUGUUUGGUGUUUAGCGAUACCGGUGAAAGACUGUCCCUAUUUAUGAUUCUAAGCCACAUUGUAUUCACAAGAAAUGAAUACUCUUUCCUCACAAGCAUGGUGAUUAGCAAUGCUGGUAAAAGACUGUCCCUAUUUAUAAUUUUGUUUUCAUAAGAAAUCAGUAAACCCCACCCCAGAUUAAUCUAAUCUGACUUCUUCUUUCCGACUCAGAGCGUGCCACAAGCGUGGUGGUUUUAGAAAUCAAAGGCGGUCUUAAUUUACACUUAUUUGACACUGAGUAAAUCUUGUUUGUCCAUAACAUAUAAGUGACUUCUUGUUCACUCCAUGUCAGACAUCGCCGAAAUACCUUAGUUGUGCAUGCGACGUUAAAGCAAAUAACUACUACUCCAUGUUAGAACCAUGGCAAAGGCACAAGUUCAAAUAAACUUUAUUGAGAGUGUGAGAGGAGGCAGGCAUUUGUACUAUGAUGGCUUUAAGUUUCGGUGUAAGAGCACUCGCAGUGAAAGAAAAUACUGGUCUUGUGUUGUUGCUGAGUGCACUGCACGGAUCAUAACUCAGGGUGAGAUGAUCCACGCCAUUGAGAUCAUGGGUCACUCUCACGACGCCCUACCUUUUGAGUUUGAAGUUGACUCCUUCAAAGCUAGACUGAUGGAGAGAGCGAGGACAGAAACAACCCCCAUACCUACCAUCUACAGCGAGGAGAUCUCCAGACUAAGCCAGCAUCACGACACCAUCACAGAUGACGUUCUGAAGCAGAUACCAGCUCUGAAGUCCCUAACCACUAUCCUCUACCGCCAGAGACACAAGACGUUGCCCCACCUUUCUGCCAGCAGACCCCAGACCCCAGAUCCAGUUGGAGGAGAAAAAAUGGACCAAUGGACUGGUUACCAAGGCAAUCCAGCCUCAUUCGGAACCUGGAAUGGGAUGGACAUGACCUUGACCCCUCCGUUCCAGCCUGUGGGACAACCACGGUACGGAUCUCUCAAUCCAAUGUACACCAACCAUCUACCUCCAACUCAUCAAAGAUUUGAACCACCAGUUCGACCUUUUCUACCAAAUCAGUUUUCUUCCCAUUCCACAGACAUACCAAUUCAUCAUUUUGAUAGCUUUUCAGACAAUGUAUCCUCACGUCACAUGACAGAGUUCAACAGUCAUACUGGUCGUGGAGUUUCCAGUGCUAGCAAUUCCAAACCUUUCAUUAUGUUCGCAAUCAACUUUGACAAUAUUUCUGUACGCAACCUGUGCCAGGAGGAAGACAACUUGAUAUAUCUUAUCGCAUAUAAUCAUGAAAUCGAUUUGCUGUCCGCGAUGGAUGUUGAAGAUUUGCUGAAGCUGAAUGAUGUCGAAAUUACAAAUCCCGAAGAAGGGGUUAGUGUUUUGACAACGGUUCAGAAUAUGAAACUAACGGUGAGUGAGAAUCCUUCGAACAAGGUGUACAAUGUGGAGAAGAAGGAGGAAGAGGUUGCUAAAAGUACUGAAAACGAUAAAGAUGAUGUUGAGAAAGAUGGGGAAGAAGAGACUACAGAGGAUUGUGGGAAGGAUGGAUUUGAUGACAGGGAUGACGAAGAAUCAAAGGAGAACGUAUCCGAGGAUGACACUGUUGACGUGAUGCAGGACGGUCAAGCAGAGACCGACUCUGACCAUGACAGUUUGGAAUCUUUCGCAGAACAGAAAUCACUCCGUUCAAGAAGUGAUAAAAACUCCAAAUCAGACUCUGGUCUGAAACGUUUAAAGUCUGAAAAUAAAUCCAUUCAAAAUGUUCUGAAGAAAUUGAAAAAUCUUAAAAGGCCAUUGGAAGAUGACGGAAGGAAAAUCAAAAUGGCCACUCAAUGUGCAAUGUGCAGGCUGAACCAUAUGAAAGGAUUGUGUGUUAUAGAAAAUCCCAAGUCUUUCAUCCCGGACAAUUUAUCUUCCAGCAACAGUCACAUCCUAUCAUAUGCUUCCCUUCCAGCCCAGUUCUACCUGGGCAUCAGCGAGACCAUAAAAGGAUAUACGAUAUACGCAGCAGAAAAGAUUCAAGCAGGGACAGCGUUCGGUCCAGUGAUUGGACAGGAGAUUGACUAUGAAAGUAUUCAGUGUUUGACAGAUCUCAAGUAUAUAUGGUUCAUUCAGCCCCGUCUGAGCCAUCCAGUCAGAGCUGAUGAAGAAGGCGAUGAGGAUGGCGAGGAGGAGGUUCAGACGUUCCUGACGACGGAGGAUGAAAUGAACAGCAAUUGGUGCCGGUUUCUCUCACCAACUUUACGCUUUGUGGACAGCAACUUGUACUAUGUCCAAACGGACAAGGAGAUAUAUUUCAUAACCCGUCGUAAUGUUAAAAAGGGGGAAGAGAUACAGUUUUACGCUGCGUAUAUGGACGAUCAGCAACAUCUUGUGUUAUCAAACGAUGAGUUGAAGUGUCAUCGGUGUAGUCUAGACUUCGACAGCAACGUGAACUACAUCAAACACGUGAGGAUUGUUCAUCCAAGAGGAAUAACUCGGAAAAAGGAGAAGUGUAAAAUCUGUCACAAAGUGUUUCAUAAAUACGCCCACCUCGCCAACCACGCUCAGAACGAACAUGGCGGCAUGGGGGCAUACAAAUGCGAACAGUGUGGACGUGAUUAUCUGUACGCCAGACAACUCAACCGACACAUACAGACUGUCCACAAACAGGACAACAUAGAAGCAAGCACCUGUUCCGUAUGCGGCUCCACAUUUAAAAAUUCAUGGAGACUGAAACAUCAUAUACGACGGAAUCAUUCUGUGGAACGGUUCUCAUGUGAGAAAUGCAACAGAGUCUUCAACAGUAAGAUGGGACUCGAACGUCAUCUCAAAACCCACACACAAGAAUUCGCAAUUUUCUGUGAUCGUUGCGGGAAGGGAUUCCGAGACGGCAGCAACCUGAAAGUCCAUCUGUUGACUCACUCUGGGAUCAAACCCUUCUCCUGCAGGCAUGAGGGCUGUGGCACUGCCUACACCACCAAGCAGUGUCUCCAGAUCCAUUACAGGAAGGCCCAUGGCUACAGCGAUGAUAGCAUGCCGGAAAUUAUACGGACAGUGCCGUUCACAGUAGAGGCUCAUUCUGUAGAGAACAGUAUAUAGAUGUAGUGUGCAUGUUGUCUCAGUGUAAAACAAGAAACGAUCUUUUGUUUUCUGUGCCCACAGAGCAGAUUUUGGGGAAAAUUCAGAUCAUAUUUUCGUAAGUUCAGAUGCAUUUUGACAUUGCAGUGUCAAACUAAACAUUCAAGUAUAAAAUAAUUGCAGAAUAUUAGAUGUGGCCAAGUAUUAAUACUGAACUCAUAUUAUUGCUCUGCAUGCAAUGUUAAAAUACAUCUGAAUUUCAGAAUAUUGAAAUUCCAAUUUCUCUUUGUUCUAUUUGAAGUUAAUGACUAAAGCUUAGAUGAAUCCCUGUGUGUAAGUUUGAGCAUGUUUUGUAAAAUGUUUUACUCUGGCACAGUUCCAUAUGAUAUGACAGUUAUAGUAUAUGUUAUAGAACGGAAGUUACCAUCACCUUAAUGCUUGCUUGUUUUGUGGUGAGAUGCCCAGGCAAAGUAUAACAAUUGUUAGUCUGACUGACUCAAGUGUACUCAAUGUCUCUGAUAAUGUAGUUCUGGUGCCAGAUCCACAACGUGAUUCUUAAAGGUCACAUGCAACCAAAAAAACAAACAUAAUCAAAACAAAAUUAUCACUUAUU